Nylanderia fulva is the source of this 2152-nucleotide messenger RNA. Its product is annotated as ADP/ATP translocase-like. Gene Ontology annotation, molecular function: ATP:ADP antiporter activity. The record is from RefSeq and is a predicted model, not a curated record. Gene Ontology annotation, cellular component: mitochondrial inner membrane. Lineage: Eukaryota; Metazoa; Arthropoda; Insecta; Hymenoptera; Formicidae. Gene Ontology annotation, biological process: mitochondrial ATP transmembrane transport; mitochondrial ADP transmembrane transport; negative regulation of mitochondrial outer membrane permeabilization involved in apoptotic signaling pathway.
GAAUAAUUAAUAUCAAUUUAAACAAGCGAUUUAUCUUAAUUACAAUUUUAAGAUUAUAGUUGCAAAAAUAAGAAUUUUCGCUAGUCAUCCAUCAUUUCGAGCUUUUAUCCAUUCCGACAGUGAAAGUGUGGUGUGACAUUAAUAUAAUAUUAUUGAUAUUACUUAUGUGUAUAUUAUGUGUAUUAAUCGUUCUCCAAUGAACACAUUUUACUAACUGUUUAAAAUAUUUUAUCAAUUUAACGCAUAUUUGUUAAUAAAAAAAAAGGUGUGCGUUCUGUCGAAUCUCUUAAGAACCGAUCGUAAUGGUUCAUGUUUAUCUAUGUAUAAUUCUAUGCCAAAACGUGCCGAAUGCCAUUCUCCCAAAUAUAUUCUAUAUAUUACAUGUACCUUUUAAAUAUAAAUUGUCAAAUGACUCUUUUUAGAGGUGAAAGUAUUCAAUGUUUCUUAAAAACAUCACUUAUAAAAUAUCGUUCAAUACGAGAAAAGAUCCUCUUAGUUUUUGAAACAAAUUUAUAAUGUGACUGCGCAAACGUUCUAUUUUCUGUAUUCACAAGAUGCGUGUGAAAAAAACAGUAAUAUAUUUUAUCGUGUUUAUAAAUAUAUAUAAAAGCCACAGAGAAUCUAAAUCAUUUAUAUGAUUAUAGCGUAGCCUUUCAAUAAGCUUCGAAUUAUAUUUAUAUGACCAAUAUACAUAUAUAAUAUAAAGCUUUAUAAACGGAUAAAUAUAUGUAUGAGAUUUUGUGUAAAGCAAUAACGCAAGUAAAUGUUACAAGCACAUUUUUCAGUGUGUCUUGCUUAUCUUUAUUUGUUCUACGAUUCUCUCGUGACCACAUGGUGUAGCGAUUUAUUUUUAUUAAGUAUUAUUAGGCUUUCGAAAAGGCGAAUGAUAAAACAAACGACUCGCAGCAUAGUAGAUCUUAUGUUACGCUUCACUCUUUUUUUUUUUUUUGACAGAUAAUGCAAAAAUGUAUAUACGAUAAUAUAAUAUUAAUAUUAAUAGGAAUACGUAUGAUAGAUAAGAAAUCUAUGAAUGUUAAUCUCUUGAAAAUAUCGUAAAAGCAUAUUACGAACAGAGCCUCUUAAAAAAUGGAUCCAUAUAGAUCUUUUCUAGUGGACUUCCUAGCUGGAGGUCUAUCCGCAGCAAUUGCGAAAACCGCAGUUGCUCCUUUAGAAAGAGUGAAAUUGUUACUGCAAGUGCAGCACACCUCAACACAGAUCAAACCUGAAGAACGUUACAAAGGUAUGCUAGACGUGUUUAUACGUAUACCUAAGGAGACGGGAUUUCUCAGCUUCUGGAGGGGCAAUUUCGCUAAUGUGAUUCGAUAUUUUCCGACCCAAGCGCUCAAUUUUGCAUUCAAGGAUAAGUUCAAGAUCUUAUUUCUGGGGAACGUGCCGGAGGAUGCGUUUUGGCGACAGUUCGCUGGAAAUUUAGCGGCUGGCGGUGCCGCCGGCGCAACGUCGCUUUUAUUCGUCUAUCCACUCGACUUUGCUCGGACUAGAUUGGCCGCUGAUAUCGGAAAAGGCGACAAACGAGAAUUCAAGGGUAUAAAUGACUGUAUAGUAAAAAUAUUUAAAUCAGACGGACUGUUCGGACUGUAUCGGGGUUUCAAUGUCAGCGUGCAAGGAAUUGUUAUAUAUCGGGCAGCGUACUUUGGAUUUUACGAUACCUUGAGGGGAACGCUGCCUGAUCCGAAGAGUACACCGUUGUACGUGAAUUUUAUGAUUGCCGAGGUAGUAACAACGGUAGCGGGCUUCGUAUCUUAUCCCUUUGAUACAGUCAGAAGACGAAUGAUGAUGCAAUCAGGUCGAAGCAAGACCGAUAUGAUGUACAAAAAUACAUUAGAUUGUUGGAUAAAGAUAACAAAGAUCGAAGGACCCAAAGCUUUCUUUAAAGGCGCAUUCUCUAACAUUCUUCGUGGCACCGGUGGUGCUGUCGUUUUGACAUUAUAUGACACAAUCAAGGAAUUGAUCGAAAGCAGCUUUGAAAAAUUUGUGAAAUUUUAGGAAUUUCAUAAUUUUAUGGCGGUAUAGAAACGAUCGUCUUAUAAAUGUGUACUAUUAAGAUUUAGAAAUAUUUAAAUUCAAAUAGUGAAAUCUAUAUGUAUCUUUGUAUAAAGUUAUAAAUAUAGAUGAAAAGCAUUUUAAAAUAUCA